GUCGGUAACGUGAAAUCAACACUACGUUAUAUUCACUUUGAUGAGAAAUAAAAAACAAAAACGUAUCGAUAAUUAUUUUCUUAAAAAAGGUUUUAUUUUUAAUUAGAUCAAAUAAAAAUGCCUAAAGUGAGAAGAAGUAGGAAACCACCACCAGAUGGAUGGGAACUAAUUGAACCAACCCUAGAUGAAUUGGAUGCAAAAAUGAGAGAAGCCGAGACUGAUCCUCAUGAAGGGAAAAGGAAAGUUGAAGCACUCUGGCCUAUCUUCAGACUACAUCAUCAGAGGUCAAGGUACAUCUAUGAUCUGUUCUACAGGAGAAAAGCCAUCAGUAGAGAGUUGUAUGACUACUGCCUCAAAGAGAAAAUUGCUGAUGCAAACUUGAUUGCUAAAUGGAAGAAACAGGGUUACGAGAAUCUAUGCUGCCUACGCUGUAUUCAACCAAGAAAUACAAACUUCGGAACCAACUGUAUCUGCCGUGUACCUAAAAGUAAACUUGAAGCUGGAAAGAUUGUUGAAUGUAUUCACUGUGGAUGUCGAGGUUGUUCAGGAUAGUUACAUCACUACAACUUGAGGGAGAUAUCAUUACAUCACUACAACUUGAGGGAGAUAUCAUUACAUCACUACAACUUGAGGGAGAUAUCAUUACAUCACUACAACUUGAGGGAGAUAUAAUUAUUUCAACUGAAUAUAAAUAUUGCCAUAGUGAUACAUUGUAAAAAUGAAAUUAUUAUAAGCAACAAUAAUUUGAAAUGUCCAAGCUUUCAAGAAAUUAAGAAAAUUUAUAUUUAAAUCAUGUUUUAACAUUUUAUAAAGUGAAGGAAAGACUAUAUAUGCAGUGUAUCAUGGAAUGAUUUGAAUUGAUGAACUAUGUUGUAUUUCAAUUUUGUACAUGUAUUUCAUACAAAAUCAUUGUAAAAUUUUCAUUUGUCGUAGUAAUACUAUUAUAAAUGUGUCUUUCAUUAUGUUAAUAAAUGCUAUAGAUCAUGAUGCUAUAUCAUGAUGCUGUCCA
Molecule: messenger RNA, 1009 nt
Organism: Ruditapes philippinarum (Manila clam)
Lineage: Eukaryota; Metazoa; Mollusca; Bivalvia; Venerida; Veneridae
Product: protein BUD31 homolog
Exons: 4
Coding region: 118-552 (144 amino acids)
Biological process (GO): mRNA splicing, via spliceosome
Cellular component (GO): spliceosomal complex; nucleus
Source: RefSeq, a predicted model, not a curated record